CGCACAUCACAACUCGGCCCUCUUGCGCCACGCAGAUCUUUGUCAGACGCCGCUAUACCACUCUGUUGUCGACCACUUCCAACACCUGCUUGGGCCGGCGUUUGGCCGCGUCAGCGACGCCGCUGAGCCUGCAGCCUGCACGAACCGCCCCUUACUAGCCUUCACGGGCAGUGUGCGUUCGUCGCUAGAUACGAACCUUACCCAGCACAUCUACAUCGCUGACACUACCACUGGCACCCUCACUGUUGUCCUGCACGGUGCCAACAACGCUCGCAGCCCACAAUGGGCUCCUGAUGGCCGCCGCUUGGCAUUUCUAAGCGACUCGACGGAAUCUGGCAUCUACCAGGUAUACAUAGUCGACAUCACGGACCCGUGUUUACCUUGCAGCCCAAAGUCUGUAGUGUCUCUACCUGGAACGGCGGAAACACUCACGUGGAGCCCUGAUGGCUCACAUCUGUUGGUCCAGGUGGCCGAGCUGGAUGCGGACCAGCAGGGGCGCUUGGCAAGCAAUUCAUCUAGUUGGAUGCCGUCAAUUCAUGCACGAGGACUUGCUCGUGGUUGGCGAAGUGCGUGGGUGGUUGACCCUUCAAUGCAUCAGGCGAACCGUGUGGGUGAACAAGAAGCCAACAUAUGGCAAGUAACGUGGAUGGGUAAAGAGCAGCUACUGGCCGUGGUGUCACCAUCGCCUGAUGAGGAUUCAUGGUAUAAUGCGCAUCUCGCAGCGUUUGACUUGCGUAACGGAAAAUGGCGUGCGCUGUACGCUGGGUCGAAGCAGCUUGGGAAGCCUGUGGCGGCUCCAUCCGGAAGCGCUGCUGCAGUUAUUGAGGCUGUGGCCAGUGACCGAGGCGGCAUUGCUGGACAUAUACUUCUCUUUGAUCCAGCCCCACGUACGCUCGAUGUGAACGAUGUUGAUGUCACCGACCUAUGCUGGACGCGUGAGUCUCUUUUGUCGUUCGUCGGGCUGCGUAAAGGCCGUACAGUUGCGGGUCAUUACUGUCUGGAGUCGGGAACAGUAGAAGAGCACUGGAACAGCCCACUGACAUGCGGCCAUCUACUACCAGAGAUUGCCGUCACUCGUGAGGGGGCGUUUGCGGUGAUAUCUGAGGGCUGGGAACAGCCUCCGGCGCUAUGUGAGGUCCUCAAUGGGCGUGAGCGUGUUAUUGCAGAUUUCGCACAUCCUGGGACAGACUGGCUCCGGUCACGCGUUGGGAGUGCUGAGCUUACCGUUUGGUGCAGCACUGAUGGACUCGAAGUAGAUGGCCUCCUCUGCAAACCUGCAGGCCGAGGCGAGCCACACUCAUUUGUGCUAAACGUACAUGGAGGACCAGUAUGGGCAUUUCGGAAUCAAUGGCAGAUGAGAUCUCCCAUCGUAGCGCUACUUGUCGCACGCGGCUACGCUGUUCUAAGCGCUAACCCGCGCGGCUCAGUUGGCCGCGGUGCCGCUUAUGUCGAUCGUGUACUUGGCGAUAUGGGUGGCGGUGAUGCACAGGACUUGGUCUCGGGCGUCGACGAGAUGGUAGCGCGCCAUGUUGCAGAUCCAGCCCGUGUGGGUGUCAUGGGAGUAAGUUAUGGAGGAUAUAUGGCAGCAUGGCUCCCCACACUCGGUCAGCGCUUCGCAGCUGCCGUGCCUAUCGCUGGUGUCACAAACUGGAUGUCUAACCAUGCCACCUCCAAUAUCGGAAUUUUCGACGAGCUUUUCUUCCACGCCUCACCCUACGAUGACCGUGGACCCUACCUUACAAACAGCCCCGUUAUGCGCGCUUCCCGUGACCAUGCGCGCUUCCCGUGACCAUGCGCCCACACUUCACAUCGCCGGCGCUCUUGACCGCUGUGUCCCACCUUCUCAGGCCAUCGAACACCAUCGUGCCCUCAUGGACGCUGGCGCGGAGUCAGCAAUGAUCGUUUACCCACGAGAGGGUCACGGUAUACGCCAGUUCCCCGCCUAUCUAGACUUUUCUUGCCGUGUAGCAGGCUGGUUCGAGCAUCACAUGCCUGCUUAAGGUAGAGAUCUAGAAAGUCUAGAUAUGCCCUCACUAUAUCAAUAUUUUGAUUGCUCCAGAUGUUCUAGCUCAAGAUAGUAUUCCUGGGCCAAUUAUAAUCAAAUAGAAAAGCACCUGACAAGGUGAUAUCUCCC
Messenger RNA from Melanomma pulvis-pyrius CBS 109.77, 2134 nucleotides. NCBI's taxonomy places the organism in Eukaryota, Fungi, Ascomycota, Dothideomycetes, Pleosporales, Melanommataceae. The record is from the annotation of a GenBank genome assembly.